AUGCCCCGCGGGAGAGCCUGGACGCAGGCGGAGGUCAGCAGCCUCCUGGCGCUGGUGGGAGGCUCAGGGGAGGCCGCCCUGCUCAUGGCCUCCACGUCGCGACCCAACGAGGCGCUGUGGCGGGAGAUCUCCCAGGGGCUGGCAGCGGCCGGCUACGGGCGCAGCGUGGCCCAGUGCCGCUCCAAGUGGAAGGCGCUCAAGCAGGCUUUCCACUCGGAGCGGGAGACGCGCCGGAGAGCAGGACACCACUCUCCCCGCCUGCCCCCGCACUACCGAGCCAUGAAGAGCAUCUGGAAGGCGGCCGGGCGGCCCGUCUUUGGCGAGCGGAGGAUGCCAGACCUGGUGAAGCUGCCCCCUAGGAGACGCAGGUCAGCCCUUGCCACCCGCACUCCAUCCUCACCAGAGCCACCAGACCAUGAUGCUGGUGAGGAUGCCCUGGGCACAGUGCUGUCCCCGCUGCUGCAGUGUGCGAAGGAUGAGCCAGAGAGCCCCGGUGGGGACCACGUCGCUGGAGUGCUGCCCGCUCCCCCCACUAUGCCACAUGCUGGUCACUGCGUCCCAUCCCUUCCCCUCCUGGGCUCUCACACUGCCCUGAAGCACGAAAGAGCCGAACAAAAAGCUGGUUUUCCUGGUGAGUCGUCUCCAGGGAUGGUAAGAGGAAACCGAGUGCUGUCAGUGGCCGCCGCAGGCCCGGACUCCCCCGGGACGGCUGCCAUGAGUGAGCAGCCAGCAGCGGGUGAAGAGGCAUCAGACACAAGCCUGCACGGCUCCGGCGUGGCAGGCUUGCUCCAGAGCGUCCAGCAGCUGCUGGUGCAGAUCCUGCAGACGUCACGGCAGCAGCAGGCACUGCUGGAAAGCCUGGCCAGCGACACCAUCUCCCACCUCCAUCUCCUCUCCCACAGCCUGGUGCAGGUGGGCGAGACCCUGCACCAGCUCCUGCUCCGGCCACAGACCCACCUUGACCCCCUUGGCCACUACAUCCCCCACAUGCCUCUUUUUGAGGAUGGCCUUGGGUUACCCUGCUCCCCGGACAGUUCCCACACCUCCCCGGAUCACAAAGAGGAGCCUCAGGUGUCCCCUGCCGCCAGCUGCACCCUUCCAUGAGUGCCACCAUCCCCGGCCCCUGGGGCAACGCCAUUGCUACACAGUCACGGCACAAAUCUUUAUAGCAGAGGCCCAGAUAUUUUGGAAGUUUAUAGAAGAGAGACAUUUUAAUAAAAUUAAAAAUAGCUUUUGU
Athene cunicularia (burrowing owl) is the source of this 1237-nucleotide messenger RNA. RefSeq lists its product as uncharacterized. The record is from RefSeq and is a predicted model, not a curated record. The transcript has 8 exons. Bases 1 to 1104 code for a protein of 367 amino acids. Lineage: Eukaryota; Metazoa; Chordata; Aves; Strigiformes; Strigidae.